This is a messenger RNA of Athene cunicularia (burrowing owl), 2805 nucleotides long. RefSeq names its product ectonucleoside triphosphate diphosphohydrolase 8-like. Gene Ontology annotation, biological process: nucleoside diphosphate catabolic process. The transcript has 11 exons. The record is from RefSeq and is a predicted model, not a curated record. Lineage: Eukaryota; Metazoa; Chordata; Aves; Strigiformes; Strigidae. Gene Ontology annotation, molecular function: UDP phosphatase activity; GDP phosphatase activity. Gene Ontology annotation, cellular component: plasma membrane. Bases 108 to 1589 code for a protein of 493 amino acids.
GCAGCCUUUGUCCCGGGAUUUGGGCUCCGCACUCCAGGUGCGCUGACACGGGACGAGGGCGGCGNGGCCGGGACCAGCAGCCGGGAGCAGCCGGGGUUGGAGGAGGAAUGGACUACAAAGCCAAAACGGUUGCAGGUCUUCUGGCAGCCACCUGUGUCUUCAGCAUCAUUGCCCUCAUUCUGAGCGUCGUGAAUGUGAAGGAUGUGUUUCUGCCUCCGAGCACCAAGUACGGUCUGGUGUUUGAUGCUGGCUCCACGCACACAGCUCUCUACAUCUACCGGUGGCCCGCAGACAAGGAGAACGGCACCGGCAUCGUGUCCCAGGUGGAGGCCUGCACCGCACCUGGAGAAGGCAUCUCUAGCUAUGCAGACAACCCUGCUGAGGCUGGAGCCAGCCUGAAGCCGUGCCUGGACAAGGCCAUGAAGAUCAUCCCGGCAGAGCAGCAGCGGGACACCCCCACCUACCUGGGGGCCACAGCGGGCAUGCGGCUGCUGAGGGAGCAGAACAGCACCAAGGCUGAGCAGGUCUUCGCCGAGGUCUCCAAGGCCAUUGGCAAGUACCCUGUGGACUUCCGUGGAGCUCAGAUCCUCACAGGGAACGAGGAGGGCUCCUUCGGCUGGAUCACCAUCAACUACCUGCUGGAGACGCUUGUCAAGUAUUCCUUUGCAGAGAAAUGGGAACAUCCACGGGACACGGAGGUUCUCGGAGCUCUGGACCUUGGAGGUGCCUCAACACAAAUAACCUUCCAGCCUGGAGUCACCACUGAGGACAACAGCACCUCCACCUUCUUCAGGCUGUACGGCAGCAACUACUCGCUCUACACCCACAGCUACCUCUGCUAUGGGCAGACGCAGGCCUUGAAGAUGCUGCUGGCAGAUCUCCACAAGGGCAACUCAUCUUCCCAGGAGAUAUCACACCCCUGCUACCCCAUGGGGUACCAGGAGAACGUCACCAUGUCAGCCCUCUACAACAGUCCCUGUGUCCGUGCACCGAGCACACCCAGCCCUGCACAGGUCCUCACAGUGAUAGGGACAGGGGACCCAGCAGCGUGCAGCACCGCCAUCAGGAAACUCUUCAACUUCACCUGUGGGGCCAACAGGACGUGCGGGUUCAACGGGGUUUAUCAGCCGCCUGUGCGGGGACAGUUCUUCGCCUUUGCUGGGUUCUACUACACCUUCCACUUCUUGAACCUGACCAGCCAGCAGUCUUUCAGUGAUGUCAACUCCACAAUCCAGACCUUCUGCAACAAGAGCUGGGCAGAGCUGGUAGAGACCUUCCCACAGAAGGACAAGCUCCUACACAAGUACUGCUCCAUGGCGAUUUAUAUCUUGACGCUGCUGCUUGAUGGCUACAAGUUCAAUGAGCACACGUGGAGCAACAUCCACUUCAGCCAGCAGGCAGCAAACACAGACAUUGGAUGGACGCUGGGCUUCAUGCUGAACUUCACCAACAUGAUCCCCACGGAGGCUCUGGAACAAGUCAAGGGGCACCAGCCCAGUAUGUGGGCAGGUGCCGUCUCCUUCAUUGUGCUGGCCACAGUGGCAGGCCUGGUGGCAGCUUUCCUCCAGUGUUUCUGGAAAACCAAGUAGCUUCCAGCCUCCUGACUAGAGGCAUCCUGCCCACUAAACCAGGCAGGGAAGUGGUGCAAAAGAAGGUGGAAGUGGGAGAAGAAUGAGGGCAUUAGACCCAUCUCCAUUUCUCAGGAGGUCUAACUGGGUCAUCUCUGUAAAGAUGUCAAAGAUGACAAAGGUGUCUUGAGCUCUUCAAGUACCUCCAAGAGGAAAAGACUCCUUUAAUCUGGCUGACAAAAGCUGAGACAGACUCGGUGGCUAAAUGAAGCCAGAUAAAUUCAAACUAGAAAUAAAAUCUGUCUUGUUUUUCAAAUAUGAAAGUCACUAACCAGCCUAGCACAGUUUCCUUGGCACUUUCAGUCCUGCUGGGCUGCUCUCCCAGCAGCCGUGGGAGGCAGUUGGUGACAGAGAGCAGUGGUGGCCAACUAAACUCUGAGGAGAGGGGUGACCUUAUCUAUAUCUUGCCCUGUGCAAGAUGUGCAAGAUUUUUGUAGUAUGUGACAGAAUAUCUUCUCAAAGACACUGUCAGCUGUCUUUAUUUACUGGCAUAGCUCAGCAGAAAAAAUACAAGUGGAAGUUGAUUUAAGAGCUGCCAACUCUGGCUCAGGGUUUAUUUUAUAUUCAAGUUACAUAGCCCAGCUUUGUCAGACACCAAAUUCAUAGCAGGUUCCAGCUCCAGGCACUUGAGUGAUUUAGUUAGAUCAGCAGAGCCCAGCCCAGCUCAGCUGCAGGAACUGGACACUCAUUUGAGUCCUUCCAGCUCCAGCCACUGGCCCGUGCCACACUGCUCAGCCAGCCCCUCCAAGGACAUGCCAAAGCCCAGGGGGGUCUGAGUAGGGGUGUUUCCAAAACUAUCUCCCCUCUGUGCUGCAAGACCCCUGCCCAUGCAGCAUGAAACAGUAACAUCCAGGCAGGACUUAAGGGCUUAGAAGAACCACAGACAUCUGGGCUGAGGAAGGGUCAGAGUCCUUUGGCUCUAGCAGAUCCACAGGGCAUGUGCUAUGGGAGAUGAUACCUGGUGGUCCUAACCCAAGGUGUUAUCCCAUAUACCCCACUGCAAAUUGGUUACAAAAGCCUUUUGAAAGAGCAGCAUCUCUCUCUCUGGUGGAGAUAAGGAUAUGUGACCCAAGGACCUGGAGAACUGGGCUCUGCCUCCUGCUCACAGAGGGCAAUCCUUGGCUUCUGCUCUGCUCUCAUGAGACCACCCCUGCAGUGCUGGGUCCAGCUCUGGGGG